This is a messenger RNA of Prunus armeniaca (apricot), 249 nucleotides long. The record is from the annotation of a GenBank genome assembly. NCBI's taxonomy places the organism in Eukaryota, Viridiplantae, Streptophyta, Magnoliopsida, Rosales, Rosaceae.
AUGGGGAUCAAGCUGGUGGAGAUUUUGGAUCAGGGAGUGAGAAUCGCUGCCAGAUCUUAUUCUCAUUGCCCUCAGACUAGCCGCAUGUACUACCAUCCGCCUCCGCCCAGCCAUGAAGACCACCACAACCUCCACAACUUUGGCGGCGGCGCCACCACUUCCGGCGGCGAUGCUGCGACGGCCCAGAUGCGGUGUUUUGGUCCCAAGAAGGCUGAUACCAAUGAGUUUAUUAUUCUUUUCUCUGUUUGA